AUGGCUCCAAUUCAACUUGGAUACUGGAGUAUUCGCGGGGUGCGUUUUGUGUUCUGUUAAUUUUAUUCAUCACAUGGUCGUAUUGUCACUUGUCACGACUCCGUUCGGAAACCCUGUCUCAGUGGUAGACUUUAAGGUAAUAGCUCUCAGACAAUAAGAAAAAAAUCGUUGCAAUGAAGAACGAAUAUAUGUAAAUACACAUAUAUAGGAUAUAUUUUAAUAUAUCUAUAGUUCUGUAGAAUGUCCCUAAUGACAAUUCUGUCUAUGAUAUGCGCAACUGGUUAGACUAUUCUUCGCAGGAUCUGCGUGGACGUCGUCACACUUACUCUGCGUAGAAUCUUCGCAGAUGCUCUACGCAUAAUCUGCGCAGUAAAAUAUACACUCGUUUUUUAACCGGACAGAACCCCUUUAUUCAUAAACAACCCUUACCCGAUCUCUUACCAUUUGUUCCCCGCUCUAACCUGCUUUAGUUUUCCUUAAAAAGGAGGUAUGGAAGUCUCGUUUUUUUUCAAAAAAUAGAUUUUAUUUAAAACGAGUUAGUAGUAAGGAUCGUCAAUAAGGCAAAACACAAAUGGCCAAAAAGCUCUACAAAAAGUAUUGUUUGCACGAAAAGGGAAAAAUAACGUAAUAUGUAAAGAGAUCCCAUUUUAGGGCUGUGUCGAUAAGUCGACCGGCCCAGGGAUGAAUUGUUUCUAUAGACGACAACGAUGGCGAUAUAUCGUCAUCAUUCUUGAUCUCAAGAGCGCCUAUCACCAGAUACCCAUCUGGGUAGAGGAAAGAUCGGACACUGCCUUUGAAGCUUGUGGACGUUUAUAUCAUUUUUGUAUCCCGUUUGGUGCGACCAACGGAGUUGCGUGCUUCCGAUGGACCAUCGAAGACAUAAUUGCACGCAAACGUCUAAAGAAUAUUUUCGUCUACGUUGGAAAUAUCACUUUAUGGGGACGGCCUUGCGCAACAUGAUUCAACCCUUCAAAAAUUUCUUAGCGUGGUUAAAAAGUACGGACUAACAUUCAAUGAAGUCAAAAAUGUUAUCGCUAAUAAAGUUAUCAAACUUCUUGGUUACGAGAUGUCCAUGGGAAACAUUAGGCCAGAUCCGGAUCGUCUAAGCCCUCUGCGCGAAAUGACUCCGCCACAAGAUCUUUAGUCACAACAACGAGCUGUCGGACUGUUUGCAUACUACUCACAGUGUGUAUCGCACUUUACGGAUACAAUUCACCUGCUCAUCCAUAACAGAAAUUUCCCAUUACCAUUGAAGGUAAUAGAAACUUUUGAUGCUCUUAUGGAGGAACUUGCGAAAGGCAUAGUGGUCACCGUUCAGUACGAUAGCCUAUUAGUUGUCGAGACCGAUGCUUCAGACGUCGAAAUCGCUGCCACACUGAAUCUGAAUGGCCGACCAGUAGCGUUAUUUUCACGUAGCCUAUCUCCAAUUGAGCGACAUCAUUCAGCUAUAGAGAAAGAAGCAUACGCCGUAGUGGAAUCCAUACGCAAAUGGAAGCACGUCCGCCUCUGCAAUCACUUUAAACUCAUCACGGAUCAGACUUCUGUUGCCUUCAUCUUCAGCAAUCAGCGAAAAGGGAAGGUCAAGAAUGAUAAGAUCGAACGCUGGAGAUUGAAACUGUCACUAUUUACAUUUGACGUUGUCUACUGACCUGAUAAAGAAAAUCGAGCGGCGGACACGCUUUCCCGUAAUUGCUGUGGCGCCCUACUAACCAUUGCCGAACUACACAAGUCACCUUGUCAUCCCGGUGUCUCCUGGAUUUCGCAAUUUGUUCGAGCUUGGAAUCUCCCCUUUUCGAUGGAAGAGAUUCGAAAUGUCGUCGCUAAAUGUCUGGCCUGUUGUGAAGUCAAACCCUGUUUAUUUAAAACACAAGGCCAAAUCAUCAAAACCACCCAGCCGUUCGAACGAUUGUCGCUCGACCUCAAAGGUCCUCUUCCGUCGGCAACUUACAACCGCUAUCUGCUGACAAUUAUUGAUGAAUAUUCUCGUUUCCCGUUUACGUUUGCCAGUCCUGACCAGACUGCCGAAACUGUCAUUAAAUGUUUCUGUCAGCUUUUCUCCAUUUUUGGUACUUAGUAGUGCUUACACACCGACCGGAGAUCGUCAUCUAUGUCAAAUGAAGUUCAGCAAUUCCUUCGCAGUGAGGGAGUGGCGACGAGUGAAACAACUCUAUAUAAUAUCCAUGGAAAUGGGCAGGUCGAAUUUCUGAACCAUACUUUAUAGGAGGCUAUCUUGCUUGCUCUUAAAUCGCAAAAUGUGCCCAUCACGCACUGGGAAUCCGUCUUACUUGACGUUUUACACUCAAUUAAAUCACUUGUGUACCGCCACUAAUGCGACACCUUAUCAGAGAAUGUCUACAACAGGAGGUCAACUACUGGGACUACUCUCCCUAUGUGACUUACCUCUCCUUGAAGAGUUCUGCUGAAGAAGAGCAAUCAACUGUCUAAGUGUGAUCCGCUUGUCUAGGAGGUAAAACUACUCCAAUGUAACCCCCAGUAUGAUCAUAUAUGAUUCAAUAAUGGCAGAGAAGAAACGGUAUAUGUUCGACUGCUCGCACCCAGCGGUGAAAAGGAUGUUAGUGAUUGCCACCAGGAGAUGGCCACGCCGGUACCCGAAGAUUUUUUCCCACUUUUUCCUGACCAUCCACCCAUUGCCAAGCAAGAAAUUAGCACCGUUUCAACUGACGAACAAAAUGAUGCAACACCCGUUAGUGUACUUAACGCCGACGAUGUUGGUAUGCAUAGCCUGGAAACAUCAAUCCGACAAUAACAACAUGUUCACUCAUACAGUCUUCGUAACAGAGACGCCUUAACUUUGCCUUAUGCUAACGUUUCCUAUUGUUUAUUGGCAUCUCGAUUCCUCCAUUUGUUGGCCGGGGUGAAUGUCAUGCUAACAUAGGGCCCUGGCUAAAUUCCAUCUAAUCUACUACUUUUCUAGUUCUCGUUUUAGUUCAAAUACGUCAAUUAUAAGUUGAAUAAAGCCCUGUUAUAGGGUAUUCUCGUUCUGACUCUUGCAUCCAUAUUAGUUCGUCCUCUCCAUCUCGUGUGCUUCCUACGGUCCUAGCUACAACACACAUAUACGCAAUUAAGUAAAAGGGUAAAAUUAAAAACAAUUUUACAGUCGAUACUGCAGUAUCUACUUUUAAAACAUGUCCAAUAAAUGAUUUAAGGUCUCUUCCAGUAGCCCUGGAUGUGAAAAUUAUGCAAUAACCGGCACUGGAGCUAAUCUAAAUCACUCUUUCUGCGACCGUCCUUAGAGUCAGAACUAGUUCUCAGUUAAUGUUUUAUAUAAACAUGCAACGCCAACAAUUUUCGGUGUUAUUGGAAUGGAAACCGGUGCAGAGGAAGACAAAUAAUAGUGAAUAUGUCAUAAAGCUCGGAUUUCAUAUUAUAAUGGGUGAUAUUGUGUGUACCACUUUUGGACUGAUGUUUAUAUGAAAAUUGAGAGGUGGGAGGCAAUUGUCUCAAACUCCGCCCUCAUACUUCUCGUAUUAACUACAACUAAUAUAUUAGCAAACUUUACUUUGCCCACGUCAGCGUCUGCAAACUUGACUCUAAAUUAUUUUUUUGUGUCCCCAACCCAGUUGGCGCAGCCUAUCCGCCUUCUGCUUGAGUAUGUCGGGGAAGAUUAUCAAGAGAAGCGAUUUGAGAAGACUGAUAUUGAAAAAUGGAAAGAAAUGAAAUACACUCUUGGUAUUGGCUUUCCGAAUGUAAGAAGACUUGCUGAUAAGCAUACCGCUUCAGCUUCCAUAUAUUAUUGACGGCGAUGUGAAACUCUCUCAGUCAAGCGUAAUUCUGCGUUAUCUGGGAGAGAAGCAUGGCCUUGGAGGCAAAGGCGCGAAGGAACAGGCUGAAAUCGCCAUGGCUGAGGCCGCGAUCAAGGAUUUGCGAAUUGCCUUUUCCCGAAUUGCUUACAGUCCAAACUACGUAGGUUUCCUUAGCAUAUUUCAUGAAGGUGUUUUAGGAGGAAGAACGACCUGGUUUUAUGCCUAAAUUUGAAAAAGGCAUUGAGGAUAUUUCCACUUACCUCGGCAGUAAGAAAUGGCUAAUUGGUGACAACGUAAGUCUUUUGUAGUUUACAUCUCGUGUUUAUCGUGCUUGAUAUCUGUUUUCUUAUCGUUUUGUGUCGUCAUUUCUGGCAACUACGUUUCUUCCGCAGAUCACUUACGCCGACUUUGUUCUCUACGAAAACCUCUGCGUAUUCCACGUUUUUGAGCCGUCGUGUUUCGACAAAUAUCCUAAUCUCAGAGAGUAUAUCGAACGCUUUGAGGUACGUGUCUUUUUAUCUUGCACUUUUUUCGUGUUCUAUGACUUAUUGCGCACUGUCUUUUACAUUCCAGGCGUUGCCUAAAAUUAAACAAUACAUGAACUCGGAAAAGUUCAUCUCUUGGCCCCUCAACGGAUGGACGGCAAGUUUCGGUGGUGGUGACGCUCCCCCAAAGUAA
This is a messenger RNA of Spirometra erinaceieuropaei, 4442 nucleotides long. NCBI's taxonomy places the organism in Eukaryota, Metazoa, Platyhelminthes, Cestoda, Diphyllobothriidea, Diphyllobothriidae. The record is from the annotation of a GenBank genome assembly.